Molecule: messenger RNA, 2115 nt
Organism: Hippoglossus stenolepis (Pacific halibut)
Lineage: Eukaryota; Metazoa; Chordata; Actinopteri; Pleuronectiformes; Pleuronectidae
Gene: dhrs13b.2
Product: dehydrogenase/reductase (SDR family) member 13b.2
Exons: 8
Coding region: 102-1409 (435 amino acids)
Source: RefSeq, a predicted model, not a curated record
CGACCACGUGACAGCAGCUGCAGCUUGUGUUUCAGACGAAGUGAAAGUGAAAGUGUGUCUUCACAGAUCUGCAGCUACAACAAGGGGAUCUGUACCGGUGGAUGAUCAUGGAUUUACUCUUACACAUACUUUGUUACUUGUCUCUAUGUUCAGGAGUUCUGUGCCUGCAUCAGAUGACAUGGCUGCCCUGUCAUUUCACUGAUGAAAAGGUGUUUCUGAAUGAAGAAGGUCACACUGAGACUCGGCCUAUACACAAAGAGGUCAUGCUGCAGUUUGGCCGAAAAGGAGAUGAUCCAGUCAACCCACAUGCCGUCACUUUCCUGGUCACAGGAUCUAAGUUGGACCUGCGGGAUUAUGUGGAGGGGGUGGAGGCAGAGCAUUUGGACUGUGAGCUGCGUAGGUACAGUACAGAGGGAAUCGAUGUCCGCUGGCCUGCCCAGGAAGCCAAGGAGUACAACCGUUGGUUCAGCUGCACCCUCAAACACAGCAAGGGCCUGUUCACCGUCACUAGCUUCCUCAGACACCCAUCUGACCAACCCCCCCCUGGACAGCAGGACUACCGCAACUGGCCUGUCAUUGAGGACAGGGAGAUGCUCACAACAAUGGUUGCCCUGGUCAUGAAAACACAAUCUCCAUCAGUCAAAGCUGCCCUGAGCUCCCAACAAAAGCUUCACUGCCAGUUUGCUCUGGACCACAGGGGAGCAAAUGUCACUGUGGAGUGGAACUGGCAACAUCGUGGCGAAAGAAUCAUACUCUUCAGCCAUUCCCACCGCUUGGGGCAUAACCAGGGGACUGGGGUUGAGUUGAAGAGCCUCGCUAGGGGGGAUGCUACCUAUAACCUCCCCUUCACCAAGAUGAGCAGUGAAGGGAGGUACAUUUGUUCAGUGUCAGUGAAUCCACUGUUCACCAGUCUGGAUAUAAAUCUGUAUGUCGAAGAGCCUCCCCGUGUCACUGUCAACGUCGGACCCGUCCUCCAUCUGCAGGAGGGCGAGGAGCCGAGGGUUUCCUGUGAUGCAGAGAAUUACUACCCUCUGGAUGUGGAGAUAGUUUGGUACGAGCAGGACCCGGCAGCGGCAGGCCAGAGGGUUGGCGCUCCUCUGCCCACUGUACUCCAGAACAUUUUGCUGUCAAGCCACAAACACAACCAAGACAAGACCUUCUCUGUGUCGGCGUUCUUCUACCUCCAGGGUUCACGCAGGAACUCUGGGAGACAGUUUACAUGCAGCGUCUCCCACCAGUCCUUGCGGAUGCCCAUCAAAAAGAGUUUCAUCCUGCAUGUUGAAGAGCCAAGCAGCUGGUUGUCUGACCGCAACGUUGGUGUCUUUAUAGUCACACUGCUGCUCUUCCUGGGUGUAAUGCUGCUGCUGUACUCAGCAGGAAGAAAAUCAGUACAGAAAAAACCAUACUGAGAACCUCACUGGCCUGAACACGCAUCACAAGCAGAACCAGUGAAGAUGGAGCGGCUGUCACUCCUCCUUCAUUCAUUUUUAUUUGUGAAUGUCCUAGGCUUUGUGUGAGAGUGAGGACAUGUUGGCUGGUCCUCACUUCUUCAAAGGCUUGUUUGAGGGUUAAGACUUGGUUUUAGGGUUAGGGUUAGAAUUAGGUUUAGGGUAAGGGGCUAGGGAAUGCAUUAUGUAAAUGAAUGUCCUCACUAAGAUAGAAGUACAAACGUGUGUGUGUGUGUUUGAUGAGGUGAGUUUUGGUUUCUGUGAAAUUCAAAGUUGCUUUGAUUUUCAUGCUAAAAUUAUGAUUUAGAUUUUAAUCCUUGUGGGCGGCCGGAGCAGUCCACUACACUGGUGACGAUGUACAGUAUAAGCAGUAGUUCCAUGGAGCUGUGUUUUUACAAGUGGGUUUUGUUUGUAUCAUGUACGUGCAUGAUGAUGCACAUGCAUCAAAUGUCAGAGAACAUGCUAAUUUAUUGUUGAAUAUUGACAUUGACAUCAUUGACAUGAUCUUCAACCUAGAAAUAUAUUACACAUGGCAGACAUUGUAAAAGUGAUGGUAGAUUUAUAUUGAAAUUGUACAAAUUACUAAUGAAUUGAAAAACUGUAUUAUCAUGUGGUUUGUGCUUUAUUUUGGCAACAUGUGUUAGAAUAAAGUGUUCUUGGAGUAAGA